ACUUAAAAUUUGUUGUAGCAACCAACAACAAAACAAAAUCACCUUUUAUUAUUUACCAUUAACACAACAAGCACCACAAUAUAUAUUAAUAAAACAAAACCAGUAAUAUUUCAAGUCAGUGUCUGCAUGUGCAGUAUCUUUCAGCCAAUGACAAAAGCAGCAACUCGAGCUAAAAAUAUUCAACUUGUCAGUAAACCUAUGACUUCAACACUGCUCUCAUCUGGGCAUUAUAUGCCACUGUUGGGGUUGGGUACUUGGCAGUCUUCGCCUGGAGAAGUUGAGCAGGCUGUGGUUUCUGCUCUCGACGCUGGAUACAGACACAUUGACACUGCAACUUUAUACAAAAAUGAAAAAGAAAUUGGAAAUGCCAUUCAAAGUUGGUUAAAGAAGGGAGGCAAAAGGGAGGACUUAUUCAUAACGACCAAGCUACCUCACAUUGGUAACAGGCCAAGUGAUGUGGAUACAUAUGUGACAAAUUCUCUGAGGAACCUACAAGUGGAUUAUCUGGACCUGUACUUGAUGCACAUGCCCUUCACAUUCAAACCUGAUCUCAGUGGCGAAGCUCCCGCUAAGAACCUGGAUGGGACCUUCGUGUUGGAGGAUACUGAUCACAUUGCUAUUUGGAGGGUGCGAAAUGGAGAGAAAUUAGUAAAGAGUGGUCUUAUCAGGUCGAUUGGAGUUUCCAACUUCAACGGUGAUCAGUUGGAAAACAUUAUUAAAAAUGCAGAGAUACUGCCCUCCAACCUACAGGUUGAGCUUCAUGUAGCAUUACAGCAGCCUGGACUACAGAAAUUAUGUAAGAAAUACAACGUCACAAUGACUGCUUACUCACCUCUUGGUUCUCCUGGUGCUAAGGAACACUUCAAGAACAAAUAUGGAAAAGAUGACAUGGAUUUCCCGGACAUCCUAAAUGAUUCAACAGUUACUGACAUUGCUGCUAAGUUGAACCGCACACCAGCUCAAGUACUGCUUAAUUUCUUGAUUCUACAAAACAUAGCAGUAAUACCUAAAAGUGUUAAUCCACAAAGAAUACAAGAAAACUCUCAGAUUUUUGACUUUGAAUUAUCAGCAGAUGACAUAGAAAAAUUAAGAAAACUUGAUAGGGGCCAAAAAGGACGAAUCGUCAACUUCUUAUUUUUUAGUGGUGUGGAGAAACAUUCGGAAUAUCCAUUCCGUAGUGAGCUGUGACUACUGAAGACGGUACAACAUCUUGCGUUGCAUGCGAUGCUGCAGUUCUCCUCGUCUAAUCAUCGUAUGGAUCACUUUGUAGAUUGCACGCUCUGGGUAUUUCUGUAAAUUUUCAGUUUCCAUUAUCAAAUUUGUGAUGAAAUAAAUUUCUUUUAGAAAUAUUAA
Molecule: messenger RNA, 1353 nt
Organism: Homalodisca vitripennis (glassy-winged sharpshooter)
Lineage: Eukaryota; Metazoa; Arthropoda; Insecta; Hemiptera; Cicadellidae
Product: 1,5-anhydro-D-fructose reductase-like
Exons: 7
Coding region: 127-1188 (353 amino acids)
Cellular component (GO): cytosol
Molecular function (GO): aldose reductase (NADPH) activity
Source: RefSeq, a predicted model, not a curated record